Messenger RNA from Psilocybe cubensis, 4047 nucleotides. RefSeq lists its product as uncharacterized. The transcript is spliced from 20 exons. Gene Ontology annotation, molecular function: transmembrane transporter activity. Gene Ontology annotation, biological process: transmembrane transport; signal transduction. Lineage: Eukaryota; Fungi; Basidiomycota; Agaricomycetes; Agaricales; Agrocybaceae. The coding region runs from base 1 to 4047 and encodes 1348 amino acids. The record is from RefSeq and is a predicted model, not a curated record.
AUGUCAGCGUACACACUGGUACAAGACGAUCCUGACAACCUGAAUAUCGAUGCUCAAGCCUCCACCUCGUCAGAGUCGACGCGUCGCUUGGACCACAAACUGGAUGAGAAAAGUCUUGCUGAUUAUGACCCCUAUCUGAUUGAUGCAUUCGACCCUGGUGAUCCGGAUGAUCCACAAAAUUGGUCUGACGCGAAGCGAUGGUAUCUGACUCUGAUCAGCGGUCUUCUCGUCUUAAACGCGACUUUUGCUAGUUCGUCUCCAUCUGGCAUUUUUCCACAGCUGAAGGACGAGUUUCAAAUGUCGGAGAAGGUGGGAAUUUUAACUUUAUCACUUUUUGUUUGUGGUUAUUGCGUUGGGCCAUUAUUAUGGGGACCUUUAUCAGAGCAAUAUGGAAGAAGACCACUUUUUGUGUAUCCUUUUUUUGUAUACAUGGCAAGAGACAUUUUUCUUAGGUGGCGACUAAAGAAUGACACAAAAUCUCAGUGCUUCAUGAUGGCGAAUGCCCUUGCGCAAAAUACAACUUCGGUCUUGUUAUUCCGCUUUCUUGGGGGCACUUUUGCUGCGGCCCCUCUGACCAAUUCUGGUGCAUUAAUAUCCGAUAUCUGGGAUGCAAAAAUGCGAGGCAAGGCCAUGGCGGUAUUCACAGUUGCUCCAUUUGCUGGUCCGGCUCUGGGACCAACAGCCGCAGGAUUCAUUGGGGACACAAUCUCCUGGCGAUGGCUCUUCUGGGUAUUGGCUGCCUUUGCGGCCGUUUGCGAAAUUUUAAUCGUCUUCACAAUUCCUGAGACGUAUGCGCCAAAACUUCUCGUCAAGAAAGCUCAGGCCAAGCGUGCUGAGACUGGUAAUGAACGCUAUUACGCCAUUUUGGAGAGGCAGGAUUUGGACUACAAGAAACGUAUCGAAGACAUCCUUGCGAAACCUUUUGUGGUCUUAUUUUGUGAGCCAAUGCUCUUUGUCAUUACUCUCUACAUGAGUUUUGUUUACGGAUGCUUGUACCUCUUGUUUACCGCGUACCCCAUCGUGUUCGCCCAAGGACACCAGUUCAGUGCGGGUGUGUCUGGUCUCAUGUUUCUUCCGAUCCCGAUUGGAGGUGCACUUGCAGUUGUUCUUUAUGUUGCAUACUACAACCCUCAAUACGAGAAAGAAGCCGAACGCUGUAACCCAAGGCCCGUUGCUCCAGAAUUUCGCCUCGAAAUGGUAUUAUACGCUGCACCCCUUUUUGCCAUGUCAUUUUUUUGGUUUGCAUGGACAUCUUUUCCACAUCUUUCGUACUGGGCCCCCAUGCUGUCUGGCUUGCUGAUGGGCUUUGCUAUUCAACUUAUAUUCCUAGGGCUGUUUAAUUACAUUAUAGAUGCGUAUCUAUCUGUAGCUGCAUCAGCUUUAGCAUCAAGCACCGUGAUCAGAAGUAUAUUUGGGGCAGCAUUCCCGUUGAGUUAUUCGAUUAAUGUCAUCAACCCUGUCCUCAACAUCUAUGGACUAGUCGAGCCUUGCAUCCGCAAUCCACGAAUUCAUCGACAAAGCGGGAUACCAUCCAUUACACGGACAUCAAAAGGAACACCCAAUCCUAAUCCUGGUGGCGGGACUGGUAAUUUGCAACAGAGUGGGCAGUCGACGCCCAAGUCAGUGACUUUCGGCGGACCUGGAAAGACACACUCGAUCAAGUCGAAAGUGUUAGGUCGUCAAAAAAUGCCCAAAAUUCAUCACGAACUCGACCUCUGGGACCAAGGUACUCCUGUUCGUGAUGGUUUGACUUCUACGUCCGCCUCUCGAAGACGAUACACGUCAAUGCCUUCUGAUCUGCAAGCCCAAAUCGAUAUUGACAACGACUGCAUUGCUAGGGGACUUGCCAGCUCUAGUCCUCCUCUUGUCGACUUUACUCAUUUUGAGGAUAUGUAUCGCGGUCCCAGGAUUGGAGCUUUCGAAGGGCUGGUUCCUUAUCGAAAUCGAAGCAAGACCAGGAAUGGACUGAGGAGCAGCAGCGGUGGUGAGAAAUCUUCCUUGACAGACAAACCAAGACCAGUUACUAUGGAUGGGCGCUCGACAGCCUCGUUAUCUGUUCCAGGAACGAGUACAUUGCCUGCUUCUGCUAGAAAACCUGAUCCGCGCUUGAUUAUAGCUUCUCUGCGGGAUAUCCUUGGCACUUCGUAUCGAGUCGAGGAUUACCUCAAUUCUUUUGAACUUCUGGCUGCACACCAAUUAGAUCAACUGGAUUUUGAAGAGAGGGAUGCAUUUCAUGCUUCCCUCCUGGAAAAAGGCAAGAUACAUGUGAAAACUCAUGAUGGGCCACUUACGGUACUUGGAGAGCCGAUUCGAAAAGCAUCGAUAUAUUCAUCUACAUAUGUAGUGCUUGGAGGACGUGAACAUUGUCUUCCUAUCAUAGUGGUUAACUGCAUUGAAGAACUAUAUCGUACAGGUAUAUAUCAGCCACACCUUUUCAGAUCUUUGCCAAACCGUGCACGCCUUUUUGAGCUUAUCGGCAUAUUCAAUUCGGAAGUCCCCCUUCCAGGCAGCACCAUACGUUCGCGACAAUCAAAUAGUCAUCCAAUAACAAGCGUUGGUUUUGGGAUCAAUACAUCUCUACAUCUCGAGUCCACGCCGGAUAUCUGUGCUUUGUUGACCACCUAUCUAUCUUCUCUUCCUGAGCCUAUCCUCCCAUCUUUCAUGUUUCGAGCAAUUUGGGAUUGGUGUGAAUUGGAUGAUGAUGAUAAUGAUAACCACGAAGGAAAUGUCAAGCUUGCUUCCGACCCAAAACCAACAUCUGCCUUCGGACGAAGGCACGGAUUACCGUCAACUGUACCGCUUGCACGCACUUACACUAGUCCCACCGAAUCCACACACAUUCUCGUUGCUCAGCUACUUUUGCAACUCCUUCCAUCUCCCAACUUUUCGCUUAUCAUUUAUCUACUCGCAUUCUUCAGCCAGGUAGCGUUGGUUAAAGAAGAGAACGGUGUUGGUGUAGAGGACCUGUCUAGGAUGUUCGGUGGUCGUAUAUUCGGAGGCGGAUCCGUUGCUACCUCAACGCUGCAAUCAAUAGGGGAAAGCAAAUCUGCAGAGGAUGUGUUUAACACUACCCAAACACGGAGAGAAGGAGAAGCUAUGAUGUCGUGGUUUCUUCGCAGAUGGGGCCCAAUUUCGGAAGGACUAUUCGAUGUAGUUGACGAUGCUAAGAUGGGGCUAUUCAAGAGGACAAUGGCGAGGAAAGAUAGUUUAGGGCAUGAUAUUCUGACAUCUUGGCUUACGGAUACUGGACGUCCUGGUGGUAAUUCUUCACAAAGUGGGGCAAGUGACAAGAACGCCGUCCGAGGAGGUUGGGUUUCAGACGCCGAAGAAAUCCAACGUCGUAAAGGCCUUAAUAAGUGUUUCCCAUCCACCCAAGAACCAUUUCAAGACAUCCCUCAGAUACGCCUAGAAAAUCCACAAGACCAGUCUACACCUAAAUCAAAGGCUGCGACAGUUUGGGUGAACGAAAAAUCAUCACGCGACGAGAAUGUUGAUGAAGAGCUCGAUAUCAUCAAUGAUUACGUUAUGUUGAACAGUGGAACAAACCCAGUAGCUACUACUUCUAGCCUCAAUUAUUCGGAGGACGCUACAAUUGACAUCGCGCGUGUUUUACCCUCCUCAGGCCUUCAAAGUGGGCCAGCGACGUCUCCUGAUGAACGCUUAAUGGACAUUUCAUUGCCCGCGUUCUUCAAUGAGACUUACCCUACCUCACCCAACCCUUGCGAGGAACCGACGAUGGUUCAUGUUCCUCAAACACGGAAGCCCGGUCUUUGCUCCGUUGCCGUACAGACAGGAUCCAUUCCCAACGGUUCUCCUUCAAUUCUAUCCAGUGAAGCUAAUCAAAUUUCGGACAGGAAUGUUUCUGGCAGUCGCGGUGGUCGUGAUCAAUCUUCCUUGGAAAUCAUCAUAACUGCACUCCAAAAGCAGCUCAAAAAUCGUUCUGACACCCUAGAAGAGGUUCAAAAAGAGAUGGAAGUGUGUAAAAAGGAGUUGGAUUUGCGGGCUCGCCGAAUUGCAGAGUUGGAGAGAUCAAUGACAGGUUGUUAG